AUGCAAUUAGUGUUAAGACAUCCUCCGAUCGAGACUGUUAAGACAUCCUCCGAUCGAGACAACUUAUUCUCGCGUUUAUAUAAAACAGCGUUUGAUAUCAUAUUAUAUACACUAAUAUUGUCCACAAUAUUGGCAUUACUUCCGAGCCAUUUGUUUGUCAACUUUCCGUUGGAACCGAAGAGUCAUGUGUUGAAUAUUCCGGACAAAGUGGACAAUUGGAACAAUUUGUUGGUCGAAAAAAGUGAAUUCUUGCUCAACGGUGUGAUCGUCGGACCCGAAUCUCUGGCCAAUAAAGACGACUUCAUAUAUACCGGUCUCGCAGACGGACGACUCGUUGAGAUUAAUAAGAAGACCCUUAAGACCAGAGAUAUCGCACGUUUUGGGACUAAACUUUUAUGCGGAAAGGAAGACAUGGCUGACUGCGGACGAGUUCUUGGGGUUCGGUUUCAUAGAGACAACUACUUGUAUGCAGUCGAUUACGUGAACGGAUUGUUUCGCGUGAAUGUGACCACUGGUGCCAAAGAGUUGAUUGACUUCAAGAAUCCUGAAAUUAACGGCUUUUAUGACGAUUUGGCUUUUGAUCCCAAACUGAAUAUAGUUUACGUAUCGAUUAUGACCGCCAAAUGGCAAUUAAAUCAAGUUAUAUAUGGAUUAUUAGAUUCUGAUGAAACGGGUUAUGUGUUUGCCUAUAAUUUGGACACUAAGAGAAGCACUAUAUUAAGGACUGGACUUAAAUUUGUAAAUGGACUUCAAAUAAGUGCUGACAAUAAAUACCUUUUAGCCGCCGAAACGUUAGGCUUUAAAAUUUCAAAGAUUUCGCUGCAAACUAUACACAAAGCAAUCAAAGCUAAUAGAAAACUAACUGAUAAUGAAUGGGAGACUUUUGCGACACUUCCCGGAGAACCCGAUAACAUAAGACUCGACCCAAACGGCGAUAUAACGGUCGGAAUGUUUGCGGUCAGACAUAACGGGAAAGUGACGUUUGACUAUCUGAGCACUUGGCCGCUGAUCCGCAAAGCCAUCGGUCGGACCGCAUAUGUGCUAUCGCUGGCCAUCAGUGCCAUCAAUGAUAACACUAUUGGCAGCAAUAGUUUAAAAAGCAUUGCAUUUGAGUUAUACACCGGACAAACACUGGGCAAGUAUUUGCCGACAACGGGAUCAGCCAUCAGACUGGACGGAAAGACGGGUCAAAUCAAACAGAUCUUAGGCUCAGAUAAAUUCAAUGGCGUGACUGAAGUGCUCAUCGAUGAAGAGGGAGACCUUUACUUCGGCUCAUUUCACAGCCCAUUCUUAGGACGACUCAAAAAAGGAAACUUUUAG
Medioppia subpectinata is the source of this 1320-nucleotide messenger RNA. The record is from the annotation of a GenBank genome assembly. NCBI's taxonomy places the organism in Eukaryota, Metazoa, Arthropoda, Arachnida, Sarcoptiformes, Oppiidae.